Molecule: messenger RNA, 2196 nt
Organism: Aspergillus fumigatus Af293
Lineage: Eukaryota; Fungi; Ascomycota; Eurotiomycetes; Eurotiales; Aspergillaceae
Product: coiled-coil domain-containing protein MAD1
Biological process (GO): mitotic spindle assembly checkpoint signaling; attachment of mitotic spindle microtubules to kinetochore
Cellular component (GO): kinetochore; nuclear envelope; mitotic spindle
Source: RefSeq, a predicted model, not a curated record
AUGGAUCCGAAUAGAAACUCGCGACCUCCUUUGGAGGAUCCUGGGAGCGCCUCGCCCUUGUCCAUCAUGGGAACUCAAAAUGUUCUUCGCCAAUCCAUCCGUCCUUCGCAGCCUCCGCAGCCCGAUACGGAGAAGGAGGAGCUACGCGUACAAGUCAGCACUCUGCGAUACGAGCUGGAGAAUAUCAAACAGGAGCGGGAUUUGAUGAUGCUCCGCCAUGACAAGGAACUCCGAGAUCUACAAUUGAAGGCCGAUGCGGACUUCAGGAAGGCGCAGGCUGCAGAAUCCGCUAGUCAUCGCGCCAACCAUAAGAGCGAAACGCUUGCCAAAGAGUUGAAGGAAGUUCAGGACCAGGCCCUUAACGACAAGGUCGGACUAGAGCGGAAACUUAGAAGCCUACAGGAUGAAAAGCAGAACAUCCAGGAGGAACUGGAAGAGACUCAAGCUCAGCUUCUCGACCAGGAAAGGCAACACAAACAUCAGAUCAAUGAACUAGAAACAAUUCGCUCGUCCCUUCAGAAAACGCUCGAGGAACUGCAGAACGAUCUUCAAAAUGCAAGAAACAGUUUACAAUCAACUCAAGAGAAACUGUCACAGCGAGAUAUGGAUGUUGCCAACCUUGAAACGGAAAACAUUCGCUUGAAAGCAGAGGGGGCUGACGGAGAAACAAUGUCCGUAUUGAAGAGGGAGCUUUCUGAUCAAGUUGCUCACAUUAGGAACUUGGAGACUGCAAAUCGAGAACAGACGGCAGAACUGCGCCACCUGCGGAAAGUCCAGAAGAAUGUCGAGGUAGUAGAAGAACAAAAGAAGUCACUGGAAAAUCAGCUCCAGCUCAUGAAGGAAGUGGAGUCGGAAUUGAACACUCUGCGGAUCCAGAAACAGAUCCUAGACGAUGAGCGUAGCUCGUGGACCAGUCUGCUGCAGGAGAAUGAUGAACCUGCAGAAUUUGACUCGCCCGAGGCAGUCGUCAAAGCCCUGUUGCAAGAACGGAUUGAGAAGGCGACAUUGGUCGACAAAUUGGGCAGUAUCGAGGCACAAUUCUUGGAAAAAGAUGAGAUAAUCAAGAGCUUGGAGACUGAGAGAGCCAACCUCCGUCAGGAGCUAGAGAAAUUGCGCGCUGCCGGCGCCACCACUGGCGGAGCCACAGCUGAGAGUCGCAUCAGGGCUAGAUUAGAACGUCAGCGGGCACUUGCAGUCAAGGAGGUUGAGUAUCUUCGCGCGCAGUUGGAGACUUUUGACACGGAAGAGGUCACUCUGAACGCGGAACAAAGCCAGUUCGACCAACGCAAAUCUGAGCAGAUCGCCAACCUGGAAAAGCUUGUUGAUGAAUACCGCGCGGAAGUGCAAAAAGCUCAUGAAGAGCUCGCGAAGCGUGAAGCUCCACAGCAGGAGGAUACACAAGCCCGAGGCGUCAAACGACCGUUGUCACCAGCUGAGAGCGACGCGGAGAACGAAAGACUCUCUGUCUUGACGCGGAAGAACCGGACGCUGCAAGACUCUCUUUCCAAGUCUGAACAGGCCGCAGCCCUCCUCCGCAAGGAACUGGAAGCGACCAAAACCCAGCUCAAGUCCCUCAAGGCCAAGUCUCGUACACGCAUCUUGGAGCUGCGCGACAAUCCCACCGCCGAAGCGGAAAAGCUCAAGUUCUCCACUAUCGCAACUCUCCGGGCAGAAAAUCGAGAUCUCCUGGCCCAACUGCAGGCCAACCACGCGGACGUCAAAGUUGUGCCCGUCAGCACCCUCGAAAGCAUGAAACUGGAGCUCAACGAGAUGGAGAAAGUAGUCGCUGACAAGGAAAAGCGCAUGCGCCGCUUGAAGGAAAUCUGGACCGCAAAAUCGUCCGAGUUCCGCGAAGCAGUCGCCUCUCUGCUAGGCUACAAGCUGGAUUUCCUUCCCAAUGGACGCGUCCGCGUCACCUCCAUGUUCCACCUCUCCCCCGCCUACCGACACGGCGACGGCAGCGCCUCCUCUGACUCCCGUGGGCCGGGAAGCAUGGGCAACGGCGAAGAGAACUCCAUCAUCUUUGACGGCGAGAACGGCACGAUGAAGAUCUCCGGUGGCCCGAACAGUCUUUUCGCGAUGGAGAUCAAACAUCUGAUCAAGUUCUGGGUCGAAGAACGAAAGGAUAUACCCUGUUUCCUGGCGGCAAUGACGUUGGACUUUUAUGAUAAGACCACGCGGGCUGCGAGGAUGUGA